UGAUUCCAAUAAGCGGUUAUACGCAAGAGAGGAGUAAAUAAAUCACCGUUAAAGCCGCCGGUGUUUUCCAUUUGUCAAAAUCUCGGUGGAAAUUUGAACAUUUAGCGCGUUUCUGUGAACCGGGAACGAGCAUGCGCAGUAGGCAGCGGCAGGCCUAUGCGGAUAUAAGGAUUGGCGCCGGCGCCACAGCUGAUGCAUUCAUUCAUUGACCACAGAGGAGCGGAGCCAUAAAUACAGUUGACACAAUGUCCAGACGCAGCGGCCGCAUCACUUUGCAAGCCAGAGAUUCAAACACACUUGAGCCGACCGUCAGAGCCCCGCUGAGGAAAAGAAAAUCAGAGCCCUCCAAGAAAAAACUACAACCUGCUGCCAAGAAACAAAGCUAUGAAAUACAGAAGUGUUGGUCAGAAGACGGAGCGAGUCCGUGCAUUCUCAUCGAAACUCCCCACAAAGAGCUGGAGCCUGCAGAUCCGUCCAGCUUCAAGCAGUACAGAUUCAAGAACCUCUUCAUCAAGGCCUCUCCUAUUCCCCGCCUCAGCUGGGCCAGCUCAGACGAUGUGUGGAUCAAAAUGCUCAACAAGGAGCUGAAGUAUGUUCACGACAAGAGCUACAUGCAGCGACAUCCCAAACUGCAGCCCAAGAUGAGAGCGAUUCUGCUGGACUGGCUGCUCGAGGUGUGUGAGGUGUACUCCCUCCACCGGCAGACGGCCUACCUCGCUCAGGACUUCUUCGACCGCUUCAUGCUGACUCAGGAGAAUGUCAACAAAGACUACCUGCAGCUCAUCGGCAUCACCGCGCUCUUCAUCGCCUCCAAGAUAGAGGAAAUCUACCCUCCUAAAAUCGUAGACUUCGCCUACGUCACAGACGGAGCCUGUGACAUUUGUGACAUCCAGCGCACAGAGCUUCACCUACUGAAGGCAUUAAACUGGGAACUGUGUCCGGAGACGCCCAUCUCCUGGUUGAAGCUGUACGCUCAGGUGGAAGCUCAGACGGACGGAGAGAACUUCCUGGUGCCGCAGUUCUCCCAGGAAACGUACAUCCGGAUCACACAGCUGUUGGACCUGUGUAUGCUGGAUAUCAACUCGUUGGACUACAGCUACAGUGUUCUGGCUGCAGCUGCAUUCUGCCACUUCUCUACGUUUGAUGUCGUUCAUAAAGUCUCAGGCCUGACAUGGGACGGCGUGGCUCCUUGUGUUCGGUGGAUGAGUCCGUUCAUGGACGUGCUGCGGUCUGAACCCACUCCUCAACUCAAGAACUUCUCCAAAGUCAAACCCGACGCCCGACACAACAUCCAGACACACGUGGCUUAUCUGGAUCUGCUGAGAAAAUCUCAGGACUGUCGGCUCGACAACCUCGAAUGUCAGCUGUCGCCCGUUGCCAUGGGAGCUACCCUGACUCCGCCCAGCAGCGCAGAGAAACCAGCCAAUCACUGAGCAGGACACAGAUCAGCGAGGACAUGCUACCUCUACCCACCGUCUGACCUGAAGUGACCUCUCUGACCACAUCAGCUCCUCA
Messenger RNA from Epinephelus moara (kelp grouper), 1515 nucleotides. It is a transcript of the gene ccne2, whose product is annotated as cyclin E2. Gene Ontology annotation, cellular component: cytoplasm; nucleus; cyclin E2-CDK2 complex. Bases 246 to 1433 code for a protein of 395 amino acids. NCBI's taxonomy places the organism in Eukaryota, Metazoa, Chordata, Actinopteri, Perciformes, Serranidae. The record is from RefSeq and is a predicted model, not a curated record. Gene Ontology annotation, biological process: G1/S transition of mitotic cell cycle; regulation of cyclin-dependent protein serine/threonine kinase activity. Gene Ontology annotation, molecular function: cyclin-dependent protein serine/threonine kinase regulator activity. The transcript is spliced from 12 exons.